Messenger RNA from Zingiber officinale, 944 nucleotides. Its product is annotated as 17.6 kDa class I heat shock protein 2-like. The coding region runs from base 82 to 771 and encodes 229 amino acids. Lineage: Eukaryota; Viridiplantae; Streptophyta; Magnoliopsida; Zingiberales; Zingiberaceae. The record is from RefSeq and is a predicted model, not a curated record. The transcript has a single exon. Gene Ontology annotation, biological process: protein folding; protein complex oligomerization; response to salt stress.
UGUCCUAUUAAAACCUCCCCUUCCUUGCUGCGUCGCGUUAAAGAUUCUUUUCUUCGUCUUCACGCAAUCCGGCCACAAGAGAUGUCGUUCACUCCCUUCGGCUUCGAUCCCCGGCGGAGCAACUCCGUCGAUCCCUUCUCUGUCGACCCCUUCUACUCUGACCUCCCCUACCCCCGCUUCCGUAUGGCUGUCGCUGACGCCCGCGUUGACUGGGAGGAGACCUGCGAAGCUCGCGUCUUUAAGGCCGAUCUCUCCUGCCGGCAAAAGAGGGGCGUCAAGGUCGAGGUGGGCGGAUCUUCCGUCCAGAUCCGCGGCGAGCGUACCUGCAAGCGCGAGAAGAAGACCGACACCCGGCACCGCGUGAAGAAGACCGACACCCGGCACCGCUGCGAGUGCGUGAAGAAGACCGACACCCGGCACCGUGUGGAGCGCGAGAAGAAGAUCGAGAUCCGGCACUGUGUCGAGCAGGAGAAGACUACUGAGACCUGGCACCGGGUCGAGCGCGGGAAGAAGACCGAGAGCUGGCACUGUGUCGAGCGCGAGAAGAAGACGGAGACCUGGCACCGCGAGAAGAAGACCGACACCAGGCCCCGUGUCGCGCGCGAGAAGAAGACCGACAGCGGCGGCGAGGUCCUGCGCAGAUUCCGCCUGCCGGCGAACGUCAAGGCGGAUCAGGUCGAGGUCGCGAUGAAGAACCGAAUGCUCACGGUCACCGUGCCUAAGAAAGUGGUCAAGAAGCCUAGCGGCAAGUCGAUCAAGAUCUACGGUUAGUUCCUAGUUUCUGACAUGAUGCCUCAUUGUCGAUUCACCUGCUUCUUCGUUUCGUCUUCGUUUCGUGAUUUAGGGUUGUUGUCUGGCUUCUCUUCGAUCUUCGUGUGGCCUAUCGCUACUGUAUUAGAUGCAAGAUGCUAUUAAUAAAUAAUGUAUAAAUGUUUCGAGUUUUA